GACGUUCCUUUGGCAGAAGUGUGCAAACAUCUGUAGAAGAGUAUAAAAGCUCCACCAGGUCCUCUAUGGCAGUACGGCAUAUUGGCGUGGACAUACUGCUCUGUAAUCAUGGGAAAGAUCAUCUUUUACGAAGGUCGCAACUUCCAGGGCCGCUCUUAUGAGUGCUCUGCAGACUGCUUUGACACCUACAGGCACUUCAACUUCUGCAACUCCAUCAGGGUCAUGGGGGGUCAUUGGGUGGCCUACGAGAAGCCCAACUAUAUGGGAUAUCAGUACAUCCUGGGCCGUGGGGAGUACCCUGACUUUAAUCACUGGAUGGGCUUCAACAGUUGUAUCAGAUCUUGUCAGAUGUUCCCCCCAUACAGAGGAGCCUACCGCAUGAGAAUCUACAACAGGCCUGAAAUGUACGGACACAUGAUGGAGUUCACAGACGACUGCCCCAACGUAUAUGACCGUUUCGGCCACCACGGCAUCUACUCCUCUAAUGUUAUGGAGGGCUUCUGGAUCUUUUACGAGCACCCCAACUACAGAGGCCGUCAGUUUUUCCUGAGGCCUGGAGAGUACAGAGCUUGUGGAGACUGGGGUUGCAUGAAUCCUAUGAUUGGUUCCUUCAGAAGAAUGAGGAGCAGUUUAGUGUAAACAGAGUCUUUUUUUUAACACCUUUAAAGACUUUUAAACGAAAUAAAUUGAUUCUCUUUUAUUCAUUCCACUGUCAAUUGUUUGGUUACAAAGGAAAAUGAAAAGGUUUGCUCAGCUUGCCUGUUGUUUUCAGAGUUAGAAUCCACUGAUCCUCUGCCCAAUAAACAUGAAAAUAAAGACUACAUCAGUUCCAAACAAAAUCGAACUUUACACAUCUGACUUCAUUGAAGAAUUUAUUUUUUGUCUGAUUCCAGAACAAAAAAGAAAUAAAUUUUG
Molecule: messenger RNA, 915 nt
Organism: Xyrauchen texanus (razorback sucker)
Lineage: Eukaryota; Metazoa; Chordata; Actinopteri; Cypriniformes; Catostomidae
Product: gamma-crystallin M2-like
Exons: 3
Coding region: 109-639 (176 amino acids)
Biological process (GO): visual perception; lens development in camera-type eye
Molecular function (GO): structural constituent of eye lens
Source: RefSeq, a predicted model, not a curated record